AUGGAUGAUAAAUCCAAUAAGCUGAUCUUGGUUCCAAUUUUAGCCGUUCUUUUUGUGAUGAUAGGUUAUCAGUAUAUUUGCCCAGCUGGCAGCAACUCCUGCCACUUCAGGACUGGGGAUAAUUCAAGAGGCAUCAAACGUCCGUCAGCGCAGUUUUCGCCGAGCGAGGACUUCUAUCGAGAUCAAGAGCUGGAAGACGAUUUCCCUCCUAAAUUAGCGUCUAAAUUUAACUUCACAGAAAGAGACCUGAAACGGCACGUGGAUUUUAACAUCAGAGGAAACGAUGUGAUCGUGUUUCUGCACAUACAAAAGACAGGAGGAACAACCUUUGGGAGACACCUGGUUCGGAAUAUUCGCUUGGAACAGCCCUGUGACUGCCAGCCGGGGCAGAAGAAAUGCACGUGCCACCGACCAGGUAAAGAGGAGUCCUGGCUGUUCUCGAGAUUCUCAACCGGCUGGAGCUGCGGAUUGCAUGCAGAUUGGACCGAGCUCACCAACUGCGUUCCUGCCAUCAUGGACAAGAGAGAAGUUCAGAAGAACCGGAGGAACUUCUACUACAUCACCAUGCUGCGCGACCCUGUGUCUCGCUACCUGAGCGAGUGGAAGCACGUCCAGAGGGGAGCCACCUGGAAGACGUCCCUGCACAUGUGCGACGGCCGCUCUCCCACCCAGGACGAGCUCCCCACCUGCUACAGCGGUGACGACUGGGCCGGCGUCACCCUGCUGGAGUUCAUGGACUGCACCUCCAACCUGGCCAACAACCGGCAGGUGCGCAUGCUGGCUGACCUCAGCCUGGUGGGCUGCUACAACCUGUCCUCCAUGAACGAGAGCGAGCGCAACCACAUCCUGCUGAGCAGCGCCAAGAGCAACCUGCGCAACAUGGCCUUCUACGGCCUGACCGAGUUCCAGCGCAAGACACAGUACCUGUUCGAGCGCACCUUCAGCCUGCGCUUCAUCUCCGCCUUCACGCAGAUCAACAGCACGCGCGCCGCCAGCGUGGGCAUCGGCGACGACACACGCCGCCACAUCGAGGGGCUCAACUUCCUGGACGUGCAGCUCUACGAGUACGCCAAGGACCUGUUCCUCCAGCGCUUCCAGUUCAGCCGGCAGCGGGAGCGCCAGGAGGAGCGGCUGAAGAGGAGGGAGGAGCGCCGCUGGCUGAGGGAGCAGAGGGCCUUCCUGUCCCAGCAGAGGCAGGAGGAGGACCGGGCCACGGUGCCGGCCACCACCGAGGACUACGCCAGCCAGGUGGUACGCUGGUGA
Conger conger (European conger) is the source of this 1263-nucleotide messenger RNA. Its product is annotated as heparan-sulfate 6-O-sulfotransferase 3-B-like. Gene Ontology annotation, molecular function: heparan sulfate 6-sulfotransferase activity. Bases 1 to 1263 code for a protein of 420 amino acids. The record is from RefSeq and is a predicted model, not a curated record. Gene Ontology annotation, cellular component: membrane. The transcript is spliced from 2 exons. NCBI's taxonomy places the organism in Eukaryota, Metazoa, Chordata, Actinopteri, Anguilliformes, Congridae.